Paraglomus occultum is the source of this 189-nucleotide messenger RNA. Lineage: Eukaryota; Fungi; Glomeromycota; Glomeromycetes; Paraglomerales; Paraglomeraceae. The record is from the annotation of a GenBank genome assembly.
AUGUCUUACUUGACAAGAGAUCAACUCAAUGAAUACUUGAAAACACUUAGUAUUAAUGCGCCAAAGAAGUUAAAUGCACAAGUAUCCCCUCAAGUAGACAUAAAUGCUCAACCUAAACGGCAUUCUCUGCCUGGCUUAAAUUUGCGUGAAGUCGUAAAGGAGAUUGUAGUCACUGAUAGGCAAUUGGGU